AUGGCUGGUGACGGGAGGGUCACCAGCAUUACUUCACUGCCCCAGCCAAUCAGCACCUCACCCAAGCCUAUACAAGGCCACCACCCACAAAACACGCAGGGUGAGAGAAGUCUGAACACCACCGCGACCACCACCACCACCACAGUACUGGACACCAUCCCCACCACUACAGUGCUGGACCCCACCCCUAUCACCACAGUACUGAAUACCACCCCCAGCACCACAGUACCCACUUCUCUACUGCUCUCCUCCCUAGCAAAUCAGAUAAUAAGAGAUAUGGAUGAGAGGCAUUCCAUUCUUCCAACCAGUGCAGCUGCUGGCCCACUUACCAUUACCACUGCUUCUGGCAACACAACAUCCAGUCCUUUGAACACGACUAUUAACUGUGUUCCUUAUGCAUCUCAGCUCUCCAACCUCAUUAUCCCUGCCACCCCAAGUAGAACAGUGAGCACUGUUUUGCCUCCUCUUGUGCUCCAAUCUCUCGUCUUGCCCAGAUCUCCGGCCAGACCUCUCAACACCACCACUGGUAUCCCCUCCACUAGUUCAUGUGUAACAGCCAUUACAGCUGAUCCUUGCAGCACUAACAGUGAUCUGCCCUCUGACUCCAAACUCUCUGCUGCAUCAAGGGUGCUGCAUGCAACCAGUGAUGUACAGUCACCCUUGGUACAGUUCAAACACCAACGGACACAUUCAACAAGUGAAAUACUUAGCAAGGCACACAGUGAGACCCAACUCCUCCAAAAGGUUCCCAGUACCUCAUAG
This is a messenger RNA of Portunus trituberculatus (swimming crab), 762 nucleotides long. RefSeq names its product cell wall protein DAN4-like. The record is from RefSeq and is a predicted model, not a curated record. Lineage: Eukaryota; Metazoa; Arthropoda; Malacostraca; Decapoda; Portunidae. Bases 1 to 762 code for a protein of 253 amino acids. The transcript is spliced from 2 exons.